Messenger RNA from Solanum lycopersicum (tomato), 1330 nucleotides. RefSeq lists its product as uncharacterized. The record is from RefSeq and is a predicted model, not a curated record. Lineage: Eukaryota; Viridiplantae; Streptophyta; Magnoliopsida; Solanales; Solanaceae.
GGGACGGGCUUACGAGCUUUCUGUUUAAGUUUACCAAUACCUGCAAGUUUCAGAGCAUAGAGCUAUCUGGAAUGGAGAUUUGCCGGCUGCCAAAUCAACCGGCUGUUAUUCAUCUCCGGCAGGGUCAAACUGCCGGAAUAUAUUCUAUUAAAACGCCACAGUUUUCAUCCAAUAUUAAAUGCAGUGUAGGUGAAGAAUCCAGCACUAAAAAUCCGGAUUUGAAAAAUCGAAUGUUCAUUCUGGGGAUGGGUUUCGUAGGAAAAUUCUUGGCUGCAGAUUUGAAAAGCAAUGGAUGGGAAGUUACAGGAACUUGUACCAGUACUGCACGGAAGAAGAAAUUAGAGGAAAUGGGGUUGCAUGCGCACAUAUUUGACGCCAAUGAACCACAACAGGAAGUCCUCGAUAUCUUGAAAUUCCAUUCACAUCUUCUUAUCUCCAUCCCUCCAGUUUUGGGUGUUGGUGAUCCGAUGCUUCGGCAUAAAGAAUUGCUAAAAGAAAGACUAAAGGAUGGUAACCUCCAGUGGCUUGGUUACUUGUCAUCAACAGGUGUUUAUGGAGACUCUGGUGGUGCAUUGGUUGAUGAAGAGUUUCCACCUAGCUCGACGACUGAAUUGGCCAAAGCAAGGAUAGCUGCAGAGGAAGGAUGGUUACAUCUGGCUUGUGAUGGAAGGGUCUCUGCCCAAAUAUUUAGAUUGGGUGGCAUAUAUGGUCCUGGUAGAAGUGCUGUUGACACUAUUCUCAAGCAAGAGCCUCUGUCUAAAGGUCAGAAGAUGAGAUUCUCCAGGCAUUAUACCUCACGUAUUCACGUUGCUGACAUCUGUCAGGCUCUUAAGGCCAGCAUACAGAGGCCAUCUCCUGGGCAGAUAUACAAUGUAGUUGAUGACGAUCCUGCUCCUAGAGAGCAGGUAUUUAAGUUUGCUAGGAACUUGGUUGAGGAGAAAUGGCCAGGCCACCUAAUCUUCAACAACUCUGCUGAAGAGGUAAAGUCUCUAAUCCCGCAGGGAGGUUCAAGGGGAGAGAAGCGAGUCUCCAAUAAACGCAUUAAAACGGAACUGGGAGUGAAUCUGCUUUACCCUACCUAUGAAUCUGGAUUGCGGAGCAUUAUUGAACGCAUAGAAGUUCCAUUUGGCGUAAGUUGAUUGCUCUAUCAUCAGACCGGGAAUGGAAGGUUUCCAAUGUAUGUGGUGUUUAGGAUGAAAAGAUUGAGCUAUUAGGAUGAAGUAAUUUUAUCGACGUGAUGUAGCUCAGAAUGCUGGCUGAUAUGACAACUUGUUAUCCUUUUUAUUUUUUUUCACAGAUAAUAAGAUAGUGAUAAUGCAUUGUUGGAGAA